Meleagris gallopavo (turkey) is the source of this 5076-nucleotide messenger RNA. The record is from RefSeq and is a predicted model, not a curated record. Lineage: Eukaryota; Metazoa; Chordata; Aves; Galliformes; Phasianidae.
AGCAAAAUCCCUCUUCCCUGUAGAUCAAAGCAUCAGGGUGAGGGCAGCAGUGAUAGAUCCACGCUGAUGAGCUGACUCUGGAAAUAGGUCAGGAGGCUGAACAAGAUGUGAAGCAGCAGAGCUCCUCCAGGGGAUGAGAAAACUGCCCUGUGAUCUGGAAAGGAAGCUUCCCAUGCUCUUGCAUUUAUUGCUGGAUGUGUGCAUAGACGACGAGCAGGUAAUUACUUAAGGGGAUGUGGGUAAGGCUUAAGGAUCUGUUGUGUGCAUAGGAAAGCCAAGGGAAAUGCCUCGGGGAGGAAUUUCUUGGUGAGAAGGGAAUCUGCCCUGUCUGGAGGGAGGGCAGGCACGGCUGGGGCACGCAUUGCAAACACAGCCACUGUGCUGCUUCUCUGCAGUGCAUAGCAAGUGCAAAGCUGACUGCUGGGGUUAAUGAGAGCUGUGGGAAAUGGCCCUUUUGCAGGCAGCCUUACCCCGCAAGCACCACCCCUUGUGAUUUUCCAGGCAGAAGGGCUCUGGCGCAGCGUUGCAGGGCUACGGGGGAUUACUUAUUCACCGUGUUCUUGGAACAGCUCCAGCCUCCCUGUUACUGCCUCCAGUGUACAAAUUCAUCAAGUAUCCACGAGGCUCACAAUCCCUUGAGGCAGGAGAAGACAGGAAGGUGAUUCAUAUUGCAGAUCACGCUGGCUCUGAAGGACCCGCGGGGCUCUAGUAAAGUGGAGCCGGCAUCCUUCCUUCUACCGCCUCCCUAACGCCUGUUGGGGUCAUUGAGGCAGCAGACUCAGUCCGGAUGGAUUUCAUUGCGGGGGCCAUUGGAGUAGGAGAAAACCAGUGAUCAAAUGCAAUAUGCCUUUUGGAGAUACAAAACAGAGGCUGCAAACCCAGAUGAAGGGCAUCAAACAACUCAGGUGGCCUAAGCACAGCAGUGGGGUAUCCGCUGGACACAGUAAAGGUGAGGAUUCAGACCGAGGGACAUUACAAUGGCAUUUGGCACUGCAUUCAAGAAACAUACAGGACAGAAAGAAAACUUCCUUUGUAACAUCUGCAAGCUGCGGUACGGCACAGCUGAUGCCAAGCCAUCGGGGCUGGAUGUUUCUCUGGCUGGAGGUGCUGCUGGUGCUGUGCGGGUUGUGCUUAUGACACCCAGUGAGGUAGCUAAAGUUCGGAUGCAGACCCAGAGGAACCCCCAUUCCUCUGUCACAUCUUCCCAACCCCUUUCUAAGCCGAAGUACCGAGGGUCUCUGCACUGUCUGAAGGUGAUCGCCAAGGAGGAAGGCUUUGGAGGUCUCUACAAAGGCUGCUCUGCAUUGCUGUGCAGGGAUUGCUCCUCUUCUGCAAUAUAUUUCCUGACAUACUCUUCCCUCUGUGACUGGCUCACACCAGCUGGGAAAAACAAACCAGGUUUUCUGGUUGUGCUGCUGUCUGGGGGCUCUGCUGGAGUGCUGGCCUGGGGCCUGGCUACUCCCUUGGACGUCCUCAAGUCGCGGAUGCAGGUGGAUGAGUCGGGACAGCACAGAUACAAAGGCCUCAUCCACUGCGCGAGAGAAAGUGUCAGAAAGGAGGGGCUCAAAGUGCUGUUCAAAGGCCUGGGUUUGAACUGUAUCCGUGCCUUUCCUGUGAACAUGGUGGUGUUCGUCACAUAUGAAGCUGUGCUGAGGUUUACAGAGCAUUUUACAAACAAGAAAUAGCUGUUGCAGCUCUAGCAAGAAGCGUAUUUUGUUCAGUUUGGUUUUGUAGCCCAACACAGAUACACACUGAGCUCUCCACUGAUGGGCAGCACAUGAAGCAGAGACAUUUCAGCACAGCACCUGUUGACCAAUGGCCUCGUUUCCCUCUCACAGGAUUACAUACUCAUCAGGGAGGCUUGUAGUUAUGUACAACCUCUCUUUUAUCUUGUUAAUGUAUUUCGACUGUAGCCAUUGCUUAGGCCACUCAAACAUGUGCAAUAUUUAUGUUCCAAAAAACUACUGGUCUAAUUUGAGAAUUUGGUAAAGAUUUAAUUUUGUUUUCUACUAACACAGAAAAAAAAAUCUUCACUACCGAGGCAGGAAUCAAGGGUUUUGUGUAACACCACACAACACAUUCUUUUUAUAUGUAGAGCUGCAAGGUAUCCACUGAGCACUCUCCUUAUGUGUGCCUCCAGCCUGAGUAGGCAGGCUGCUCACUCCCAGCUGUAAUUCUGCCCAAGUACUCUACAGUUACAUCCCUUCAGUACAGGCUGAAAUAUGAAUCUCUUUCUUUUCCAGUUGUUUUUUUAAGGAGUAGCAGACAUAGUUUGCUUACACAAUCAUUCAAUGGCCUCGCUGAAAGUGAAAACAGGCAUUAAUUCCCAUAAACCACAUGAUUUCUUCCCAGCCAUGGAUCUUUCAGCCCCUUCUGGUGGCAGCACCUCAUGCCUUAGUCCAGUCAGAGUCUACAUCCUAUUCCUGUCCCACAGGGAGGGAUGCAAGGGAUUGCAAAACACGCAAAAAGCCUUUGCUUCUCAAAGGGAAGACUACCAUAAAAUCUGUGCGUUGGGAGAAUAGGUAAUUAACAGAAGAAUUGUAAUAUUGGGUAGUGUAAUUGAAAUUUUCUACUUUAAAAAAGUGCAUACUUUUCUCGCUUUUAAAUGCAUUGCUAGGAACAGCCAAAUGCAGUUGGUCCUUUUUUUUUUUUUUUUCCUUUCUUCCCCAGAGAUACAUUUUGAUGGAAUCCAGCUUUCCUAAAAAUCAUUUUUUUUUCACAAAAAUGUAAAGUUUCACAAAGAUCAGCUUGAUUUUUUUUUUUUUUAAAUUGCUACUUUUUAAGAAAAAGCACAGAAAUACUUUGUUGAUCCUGCCUCAGCAGUAACACAGAUGUUUUUAUUUCUAUAUUUCUCCCUGACUGGUGACACCUGGAACAGAAUGGAUCUGCUAAGAGAGUGCUUUUUUUUGGAGGGAAAGAGGAAGAUUGCUUUCUAAAGGAGUUCUCUUAGGGCUGAUAACCUUCUGGUUCCCUUUUACAAGUUCAUAGCAUAGACUUGGCUACACAUACAGUCAUUUUGCAACACACAGGACUUGGCAUCCACCCUGGGCAGGGAAGAAUUAAUCUUGUACUAGAAGGACAAGUUCAGAAAUUUCAGAUGUUACUAGGAAAGAAUGAAGGUGAGAAACUUCAUUCUCUCUUCAGAGAGAAACUAGUAAGAAAGUCCAGUACUAUCCUCCUGAAACCUAAACCUUCAGCUUGCUUUUUAAACUACAUCAUGGCCAUGCUAUCAAACAACUCUCAGAAUUUUUUCUCUCAUGAGUGUGUUAAUCUCUCAUUUGAUCCAAUAGCAGCUUUAAGAUACCAGACAGGUGCAGAGCAUGGGGAGGAUUGAAAGAUCUGGCAUGGAAUCUGAUUCUAUCCCAAAGUGCGUAUGGCCUCAGUAAUCUGUGACCCAUGCUUAGACCUUUAGGGCAUCAGCUCCAAACCUCCUUUGGUUUGAAAGACCUUACAACAGAAGAUUUAAUUAAGUCCUCAAGAUUUGGAAUUUCUCUUAAGACAAAUGCUAAGAGACUUCUCACCUCUCUAUGAGGGAUGCUUCUGGCUGAGGCCUGCCCCAGUAGGGUACUAACUCAUCCCAGCCCUGUCAGAGUGUUUUCUAAAAUCAAAUUCCUUUACAGCAAAUUAUUCUCAGCUGACCUUACUUUUCAAGCAUUACAUCCUGUGAACAGACAGCAAAAUAAGUAACUGUAUGUCAAGCAAAACAACCACUUACUAUUAGAUACUGUUGAUACUAUCUGUGGUCAGUCCAAGGCUUGAAAAUAAAGUCUAAUCAAAAGUAUCCCAACUUUCCCCAGUAGAUUCAAGCAUUAGAUGAUUAAAAAUGUCUCUUGUGAUGGGCAUAACUUACACAGCUUGUUUCAAGAAUCAUGAAUUACAGCUGAAUUGGAAAAUUAGUAGGUACAGCUGUGGAAACCAGUGAGAGGAGUAGAGAACAGUAAGCCUCUUCUAAGUACUCAGCAUUGUAAAAAGCAGGUUCUCCUGGGGCCUGGACAGAUACUACAUGAGAGGUAAGUUGUAUAUUACUGAUCUUAUCAAUUUUUUUCAAGAAUCUAACUGCUUGCACUAUGUAGUGUGCUACAACUCCUUACUGGAAAAAAAGAAGACAAAUCCAAUGCACCAGGGUUUGACUGAUGAUCUGACAAUCUUUAAGACAAGAACUUACAGUAAUUUAUAUCAAGGUGAAUUAGCCACCAGGCAAAGGUAUUGAAUGUACAAGUACUGUAAUCCUAGGCAUGUAAAUAAGAACCAACUUUCUUUAAUGACGUGACAUAGUGUUUAUAUUGUGUACUUAGCUCCAUAUGUAACAAGUUGUUUGCCUUGUAGAUUUCAGAACUUGGCUGCUCUAUUUUCUGAUUACUUUGUAUUGCCUUGACCUUCAGCUUCUGUAUUUGCUGUGCUGAUAAUCACAGAACUAUUUCUUCUGAUACAUUAUCUAGCUGAAGGCCAGCAGAAUGAAGACACCAUAUAGCUCUCUGCAGAGACAAUUUCUUUCAGAAACAAACUGCUGGCCUUGAAUAAAGAAAACUUUCUUUAGAAGACACGUUCUGCUUUCACAUCAAUAGCUCCUGUUUUGUUUUUUUUUUUCUUUCUUUCUUUUUUUUUUUUUUUUCCUGACAAUGCUAAGAAUAUCCAGGUAGGUUUCAGCGUGCCUCUUUGUGACUGGCAGAGCAAUGUAAGCUAUUCACAAUUUGUAUUCCUUGGCAACUGCAAUGGUGGAGUCACAUUUAAGUAUUUUAUGUCAGACCUAUGGAAAUGUUGCUCUAAUAGGUCAUAUUGACCUCUCUCUAUUCCUGAGCUGGCUGCUACUCAAGGAAAUUCAACGUCCAGCCUUGCUUGCAACCUGUUAAUCUUUGGAGAACUGACCCUUAUUACCUUGCUCUGGCAGCAAUCUGGAGUUUACUUGUUAAGACCAGAUUAUUGUCUUGUUAAGACCAGGGGCUAUAAGGCACUCUAUUUCACUGUUUGAAAGACACUGGACAUCAAAACAAUGAUCGAUUCCUUGUGAUGACUAAACAACAGAGAAAAUGUAAAUGAAGCCUUUUAAAAGUUAAAUAAAUUCAAAAAACAAAACAA